AUGAGUGAGACAAACGCCAGCACCGCGCUGGAAACAAAAUUAUUUCAAUUGCAACUAACGACGAAGCGCACGGACGGAAUUCUUGCAAAAUCCGAAGAAGAGCCUAUUGCUCGACAUCAGGGAACACUCAGAACUGUUAUUGGCGAAGUGGAAAAUCUAAGGCUUACGGUUGAAGCUGAAAAACUGGGCAGAAAAGAGGAUACUACCGAGUGGAGCGAGGAGAUUGAUACCAAAAUCAGCGAGGCAGAUAGUCAUGUAAGACUGACGAAGGAAUGGUUGGCGGAAAACAAGAGGAAACUAGAGGAGAUGGAGAACGACGAGAAGAUCAAGUUUGAGGUAAAACUGCAUGAAACUAAAGUAAAGUUACAAGAUGAACAUAUUCUUAAAAACACCUCGCAGACCAGUAAAACUAUGAUUGGAAUGCAAGCGAAAUUACCGAAGCUAGUGAUUUCGAAAUUUAAUGGUUCUCCUAUGGAUUGGCCAAGGUUUUGGGGACAAUUCUCAGAGAACAUUGAUCAAUCCGCAAUUGCCCCGGUGACUAAGUUUUCUUAUCUUCGCGAGUUGUUAGAGCCUAAAGCACGACAAACAAUCGAAGCAUUGCCCUUCCACAGCGAAGGGUACAAUCGAGCGAUAAGCAUCCUGAAGGAUAAGUUUGGGAAAGAAUCCGAGAUAGUAAAGGGUUACACGCGCGAGAUACUUGGGUUGCCCACAAUACAAGCGGCCAAUCAGAAAAAGAUUCAUGAGUUUAGCGACAAAUUGUCGUACUGCGUUCAAGCUUUAGAGACAUUGGACAAGCUUGACGGGGUCAAUGGCGCCGUGCCAAUGACUCUUGAUAAACUGCCUAGCAUUCGUGGAGAUUUGGUGCGAACGGACCCUGAAUGGGAGAAAUGGACCUUCACCAAACUAGUUGAAGCGCUCAACCAGUGGUGUCGAAGAAAUCCAAUCGACAAACCAUCUGAACUAAACGACGACUCGUUUAGCAGCAAGAGAAGAGACAAGCUGUUUCAUGUCUCUCGUCAGAGAUUAAAUCCACGUAAUUGCGUUUAUUGCGAUAGCGGCGAGCACAAAACAAACGAUUGCGCAAAAGUAACUCUGACGUCAGCCCGUAAACAGAUACUAGCCAAGAAACGAUUAUGUUUUAAUUGCGCCGCGGGCAAUCAUAAAGCCUCUGAGUGUCCGAGUAAAGCCACUUGUAGGAAGUGCGAAAAGAGACAUCACACGUCUAUUUGUGAUUCUCACGACAACAAGGCCGGUGGUCAAAUUUCUGGCCAAAAUUCAAACGUUGCCAUGACUACAUGCCAGAAAAGCGAAGCGGUGUUUCCAGUAGUCGUUGUAGAAGUCAAUGGAAUUCGAUGUAGAGCGCUGAUUGAUUCGGGAGCUGGGAGCUCCUACGUGUCAGCAAAACUGAUAGACUUACUCAAACUGAAACCAUCACAAUCCCAGAUUAAAAACAUUGACAUGUUAAUGGCCUCUAAGACGUCCAAACUCGAGAUUUACGAUAUGAAAUUUGACUCGCUAGACGGCUCGUUUAGUCUUCCCGUAAGAGCUACAAAGGUAAACAAGAGUGAACUUUUGUUGAUCGACAAUCCCAAAUACCCCAAAUUAAUCAAUCAACACCCCCACUUAACGGGCGUGACAAUGAACGACGAUGACGUCAAAGAUACCCUGCCUGUCCAUGUCAUUUUGGGGAGCGGGGAGUAUGCGAAGAUUAAAACGCAAACAAGACCGAGAAUAGGAGACGAGAAAGCCCCUAUCGCUGAGUUGACCAAGUUUGGUUGGUUUCUAAUGGGCCCUGGGUACGAGUUCGAAAGCAACGUGAUGUUGAUGACCCAGACCUCCCACGCCGAGUACGAGGAAUUGUGUAGACUGGACGUUUUAGGGCUCGAAGAUACCCCCCAACAUGACCAGACGGUGGUAUUUAACGAGUUUAAGGAACAGUUGACCCGAUCUCCCGAGGGAUGGUACGAGACCGCGUUACCUUGGAAACCAAACCAUCCCUAUCUUCCAAACAGUGAACGUGGUAGCCUGAAGCGACUCGGAGGUUUGACUAAAAGACUUCAACGCGAAAACUUGAUGGAGAAGUACGACGGCAUUAUACAAGAACAACUCGCUGAGGGGAUCAUCGAAAGAGUUCCACCCCCCGUGGUGACCGGAAGUGACUCCAUUCCACCUCCCGUGGUGACCGGAAGCGACCCUUUUCCACCUCCAGUGGUGACCGGAAGCGACCCUGUUCCACCUCCCGUGGUGACCGGAAGUGACUCCAUUCCACCUCCCGUGGUGACCGGAAGUGACUCCAUUCCACCUCCCGUGGUGACCGGAAGUGACCCUAUUCCACCUCCCGUGGUGACCGGAAGCGACCCUAUUCCACCUCCCGUGGUGACCGGAAGCGACCCUAUUCCACCUCCCGUGGUGACCGGAAGUGACCCUAUUCCACCUCCCGUGGUGACCGGAAGCGACCCUAUUCCACCUCCCGUGGUGACUGGAAGCGACCCUAUUCCACCUCCCGUGGUGACCGGAAGUGACCCUAGUUCCACCCCCCACUGUGAGCGGAAGUGACCUAGUUCCACCCCCCACUGUGAGCGGAAGUGACCUAGUUCCACCCCCCACUGUGAGCGGAAGCAACGCAAAGGAAUUCUACAUUCCACACAGAUACGUAGUCAGAGAAUCAGCCCAGACGACCAAAAUGAGGAUUGUAUAUGACGCCUCGGCCCGAGAAUCACCCGAAGCUCCAUCCCUGAACGAUUGCCUCUAUGCAGGACCAGAACAAGAACAAGAACGAGAUAAAGAUUCUGAGAACGACCCCUUCGAGAACCUCCUCCAACGUCACGAUCUGCUUCGCGCACUCCGAAUUCUAGCCUGGGUACGCCGCUUUACGACAAACCGUCAUCGUAGAGGGUCCCUGACGUCCGAUGACGUAAGAGAAGUUCGAGACUGGUGGACAAAACGAGAGCAAGCGAAAGAUUCCCUAAGACCCCACUUCGAGCAUACAAAACAGUCCCUUAACCUCGUCAUGAAUCAACACGGGAUUCUCGAAUGCCGCGGAAGAAUCCAAGGACAUUAUCCUAUAUACCUCCCAGCCGACUCUGAGUUCACUAAAAAACUCGUGCAGAGAUACCACGUGGAAACACUACACGGUGGUGUGCUGUUGACGAUGGCAGCAGUGCGUGAGAUCUAUUGGGUCCCGACGUUAAGACGACUAGUGAAAGCUGUUCGUGCAAAGUGCUAUGGCUGUAAGCGAUUUACAGCGACGCCGAUCGUAAAACCAAUUCCAGGAAAGCUGCCUAAAGAUCGUACCACUGGCGGGGUAGCGUUCGAAGUGAUAGGUACGGACUUCGCGGGCCCUAUACGCUAUAAGUGCUCCAACAAACGCGAAAGGAAGAGCUACUUAGUCAUAUUCUCGUGUAGUUUGUCGAGGGCAGUCCAUCUCGAACUGAUAAAGAACCUCGAAACGACAUCAUUUAUCCCGUGUCUGAAACGAUUGAUCGCACGACGCGGGCGUCCGAGAAUCAUCUACUCUGACAAUGGGGCUACGUUCGUCAAGGCCUCCAAGUGGUUGAAGCAAAUCAGGAACGACGAACGUGUGCAAGGCCUUCUGCAACAAUACGACGUGUCGUGGAAAUUCAAUCUGAGCAGAGCCCCGUGGUGGGGUGGUCAGUUCGAGCGAUUGAUCGGAGUGGUAAAGAGUGCUAUGUACAAGGUGAUCGGUGGGGCGAAGCUGACGUGGUCGGAAUUGAACGACGUACUGCUAGAUGUAGAAAUCCAAGUGAAUCGACGUCCACUAAGCUACAUGGAAGAUGAC
This is a messenger RNA of Paramuricea clavata, 3799 nucleotides long. The record is from the annotation of a GenBank genome assembly. NCBI's taxonomy places the organism in Eukaryota, Metazoa, Cnidaria, Anthozoa, Malacalcyonacea, Plexauridae.